AUGUACUAUAUUCUCUACCUGACCAGCCUCUGCCGGCGCCGCAACUGGCCCGAACCAAUCUACAACGCCUACACAAGUAGCAGCGGAUACACCUGCACUGUGCGCGUCAACAACCGCGAGUACCAGACAGACGGUAUCUGCAGCAACGAGACACUCGCACGCGAGAGCGCUGCCAUGCGCGCCUACCUCAUCUGCCGCAACUUCUCUGUCAACGACGGCAUGUACCCUGCUGGCCAUGAGCAAGGCGGCGCUGUGCAGGGGAUGCGUGUUGCAAUUGGCACGGGACGGAAGGUUACUCGUGAGGAUGAUGCGCUUUCAAUGGGGUCUAUGAGUGUGAAUGGGAGUGGGAGCGAUAGUUCGCACGGUGGGAGUUGGAGUGGGGGAAGUAGUCCGGCUAGGGCUGGGAUGGAGGGGGAUGGUAGGGGUGGGUUUGGGGGAAGGAGUUAA
Molecule: messenger RNA, 447 nt
Organism: Penicillium vulpinum
Lineage: Eukaryota; Fungi; Ascomycota; Eurotiomycetes; Eurotiales; Aspergillaceae
Exons: 2
Coding region: 1-447 (148 amino acids)
Source: RefSeq, a predicted model, not a curated record